This is a messenger RNA of Labrus mixtus (cuckoo wrasse), 4052 nucleotides long. RefSeq names its product v-crk avian sarcoma virus CT10 oncogene homolog-like (gene crkl). Gene Ontology annotation, molecular function: protein binding. Bases 880 to 1800 code for a protein of 306 amino acids. Gene Ontology annotation, biological process: positive regulation of ERK1 and ERK2 cascade. The transcript is spliced from 3 exons. The record is from RefSeq and is a predicted model, not a curated record. Lineage: Eukaryota; Metazoa; Chordata; Actinopteri; Labriformes; Labridae.
CCCUCCCGACGCCAUUUUUCGGUCUCGUACUAGCACUUCUGGUGGCUCGGGUGAGGGGGGGGACGAGCAGAAAUAAGGGAAAGUAUAAAAUAUCGGAUCGUCAAGCCGGAAUCCCCUCGCGAGCGGUCAAGGUUGCACGCGGGAGCCACAGCUGAACGUGCUUGCACCUGAUAUGCACGCGCAGGAAACGAGCAGCUUCUGUGAAAUCAUUUUUUUGUGUGAAGACGUGUUGCGGGCCGCCAUUUUUUUGCUGUGCUGCCUCAAAAGUCUUGCUCCGACUCGAGAAAGGGUAUACAAAACCGCACUUCCACGACGCGUGCCUUACCAUAAGAACGAGGAGAUACAAAGUUAUUAUUUCGACUUCUUGCAGCCCUGUGCAGACAUGCGGAUCUAACGGAUGAAAAACUGAGGCCACCUUUUCCGUUCUCAUAAGUGACACUGACUGGAGGAGACAAAUUAUCAGAAGAGAAGCCUGGUGUUUUCUCGGAAGGCGGAACAAAAAGGGGAAGCUUCAUUGAUCAUAUGUCGCUUCGACCUCCGCCGAUGUUUGUCUGUCGUGAGUUUUUAAUAUUUCUAUUUUGGCCAAACAAUCAGUCAGUCAUUGACUGGUGAACGCCGGAACCACAGUAUGGUCUAAAGUUGGAUCAAGACAGCCGUAGCCUCACUAAGUCAUCGUCAGGGUUGUUUUGUGUUUUUGUUUUUUAACCGAGGUCUCCGGAGCUUUUCUGACAGAUCACUCUGCCCCUGCAUCUUCCAAAAUCCACCAAUUUGCUGUGAUUGGCUGAUUCCGACCACGCACACGCGUUUUAACUUAUUGUCUGGUUUUGGUGUGUUCUUUUUCUUACGUGUGGACUGAUAUUAACUUAUUUUUGAACAGAGAUGUCAACCGCUCGGUUUGAAUCAAAUGACCGGUCCGCCUGGUAUUUUGGACCCGUGUCACGACAAGAGGCACAGAAUAGGUUACAAGGACAGAGACAUGGCAUGUUUCUUGUUCGAGACUCGUCGACGUGCCCCGGCGACUACGUGCUGUCAGUGUCUGAAAAUUCCAAAGUGUCUCACUAUAUCAUCAACUCUUUGCCCAGCAAGAGGUUCAAGAUUGGCGACCAGGAGUUUGAGCACCUUCCUGCUUUACUGGAUUUCUACAAGAUCCACUACCUUGAUACGACCACGCUGAUAGAGCCGGCACCCAGGUACCCGGGCACAGUGGCUUGUCCCAUCCAGCCCAUAGGUGGCCCUGAGGAGAACCUGGAGUAUGUGCGGACUCUAUACGACUUCACUGGUAGUGAUGCAGAGGAUCUUCCUUUCAAGAGGGGGGAGAUCCUUAUCAUUCUAGAGAAGCCUGAGGAGCAGUGGUGGAGCGCCAAGAGUAAAGAGGGGCGUGUCGGGAUGAUCCCUGUGCCCUACGUGGAGAAAUUGGUACGACCUUCCCCUCACCCUGGCCAGCCUUCCCAUGGAUCUCGCAACUCCAACAGCUAUGGAAUCCCAGAGCCCUCCCACGCACUAGUCCACGCCUACGCCCAGCCACAGACACCUACGCCGAUGCCCCCUGGAACACCUGGAGCAGUUGUCACACCUCUACCGUCCUUGCAGAACGGCCCUGUCAUGGCAAAGGCCAUCCAGAAACGUGUGCCCUGUGCCUAUGACAAGACAGCUCUUGCUCUAGAGGUUGGCGACAUCGUCAAGGUGACACGGAUGAACAUCAGCGGUCAGUGGGAAGGAGAGGUGAACGGACGGAGGGGCCUCUUCCCAUUCACCCACGUCAAAAUCAUAGACCCCCUGAAUCCGGAUGAGAGUGACUGACCUUAGAGUCCGGCUGGACCCUCUAGCCAGUAUCGACCUUUACCUGAUUGUGCUGGCUGUCUCUACCUUUCCCCGCCAGUGUCACCACGGUUACAUGCUUGCCUGCUUGUUGCGGUACAAUGAUAGCGACCCCUCCGUUGCUGCUGACCGUCGCAAGGCUUUCUGACUGUUUACAGCUUUGGAAAUUGUAUCCAAACUAAAACCUGACCCCACUUCUCCCAGCUCCUGUCCCCAGUGUUUUGGUUCCAGGCUGGGUUCCAGUGUUUUCUCAUUUUAGUGUCCUUUUCAUUUCCAGAUCACUGGGCAUCAGUGUGAGUGUGUCUGUGUCUGUGUGUGUGUGUGUGUGUGUGUGUGUGUGUGUGUGUGUGUAUCAGUGUGUGUGUGUGUGAUCACGGUAGAUAUUCUCCAUCACUUCUUUUUUUUCCUCACACUCUGAAUAUUUGUUACGUUUGAAGUCUUCAGGACUGUGGAGCGAGGUGGUGUGUGUUUUGUUGAUGUGAGGAUAUUUGUACAAAGUAGGGAAACGCAAUAUCCCUAUGGACAUGAGAGAGCACUGAGGCAACGAAGAACUAACCAGCCAGUCAAAUGUUGUUUCUCCAAACAAUCAAGUCACUGUUGUACCUUAACUAACACACACGCGCACGCAUGGACAAACCCACUUCUCUGCCGUGAUUCAGGCUGACAGGUUCUUGACGUGUAUGUGAUGUGUGUGACUAGAGGCGGGAGGAAGCAGGAGUCAUGAUUUGCUCUUCAACCUGGGACAAGUCCAGCUGACAAGAGUUGUUUAUCUUUAGUUUGUAGGACAUGACAAGGCCAUAUGUGAGUUCAUCUUUUUUCUUAUUUGUGCCACAAGAUCAACAACAGUUCUCUUAAUUUUAUUUUUUUGUUAUAUUUUUUAAUUUUUUGUGACAUGGAGAAGAUGUACGGUAAAAGGGUCCGUUUGCAUGUCCACUUGUUGGUACCUCUCUUUACUGUCUGCCACCUUAUUUGCAAUUAAAAUGACAUUGCUUAGAGAUUAGCAGGUUUUCGUAGUGCCAACAGCACCAAGCACUCGGAAGAUGAAUUUCAACUUGCUGUAUAGGAGUGCAAAGCUUUAAACAGGUUUAAAGAAAAAAAACAAGUCCAAUAGCAACAGCAGCAGCCACGGCCAGCACUUCCCACAAGCAUCUGACUACAAGGCUAGCUACAAAUGCAGUUUGGGCAUGACUACCGAAGGCUUUCCACUGAGGUGAUAAACUCUGCAUUUAAAGGCUUAGGUCAGGAAAGGAGAAAUGUUUCGCUUAAGCCAAUGAGAUCCCGUCAAUGCCUUUUUUUCCCCAGAGAGUAACACACAUGCAUCCCUGAGCGCCCCUUGUCAUACCCUCUCAAACGUAAUGUUGUUAAUGUCAAGUUACCCAUGUCGAGUAAGGCUUUCAGACAGCUUUACUCCUGAAAUAUUUGGUCUGUGCACAAUAUUCAGUCUCUUUUUAUGCAAACAGACCGUAUCUGAAUGAUUGGAAGCAUCUUUGUUCAUACAGUGCUGCAAAUGAACGUAUUUAAUGAGUAGCAGCCCAGGAUUGAACAUUUAUGCAAACAGUGCCGACCCCUUGAUUUCUGCUGUAAUCUUAACUGUUCCCUCCCAUCUUUCUCUCUUACAGCCGUCACUCAGAGUUGUAUUGUGCAGCUUUUAAUUGUAUCCUGUUUUUUUUUUUUGUUUUUUUUGUAAUAGAUUUAGUCCGCUUUUUAAGUCAAGCAUUUUUGUUAACAAUGAGCGAUGUUACACAAAAAGUACCAAUGGUGACAUUUACAAAGGGAAAAAAAUAAAAUGCCUGCUGGUUGCCUCUGUUUAUGACCUCUCGGCUUGAGAGAUGGUUUCUCUCGGCCAAAUGCUGCUUAAUGUCAUUUGUUUCCUUAAUAAAUAAAGGUUACUUUCAUUUGAAUCCCGUCUGGUCUGUGUAGACCAGUGUUGGGUUUUUUCCUCAUCAAACGUAAUGAAAUCUACUAAUUAAGCAAUACACCCUGAUUCUUUCUUUUCUUGAGGUGAACUUGCUUUUCUCAUGCUUCUAAAUUGUUUUUGUAAUGGCAUUAACAGUAUUACUGUGCUCUCUUCUCAUACUCUAGGAAAGCCUGUCUUUUACUUAAGAAUUGAAAAUUGUGCCUUUUAUUUUCUUAUACCAUAUACAUGUGUUAAUAUUUCCCAUGGUUAACACCUGUGCUGGUAUUGACCCUUUAUGUACAGAACAAGUAAAUAAAAUUUACGUCUACUUCUUUAA